Messenger RNA from Saccoglossus kowalevskii, 1092 nucleotides. RefSeq names its product QRFP-like peptide receptor. Lineage: Eukaryota; Metazoa; Hemichordata; Enteropneusta; Harrimaniidae. The record is from RefSeq and is a predicted model, not a curated record. Gene Ontology annotation, molecular function: G protein-coupled receptor activity. Gene Ontology annotation, cellular component: plasma membrane. Gene Ontology annotation, biological process: G protein-coupled receptor signaling pathway.
AUGGACGAAGACUCGGAAUCCUACGACUAUUACGGGCUUUAUGAAAGGGCAGCCAAGUGGAACACUCCGCCAACUAUAACAAUAACGUUCGGGGUGUUGUUCAUAAUAUUAAUAAUUGCCGGAAACAUUUGGGUUAUCGUCGCCGUAUUUCGCCAGCCGAAACUCAGAGGCUCAGCGACCAAUGUGUUCAUCGUCUCAUUGUCCGUGUCGGACUUCAUGGUAGCUAUAUUUUUCAUCCCUUACCACGUGGCAUAUUUUGCAUACGGGAUUCCGAUCUCCGACGAUGCAUUAUGUAAGAUAUUAGGAUACCUGCACUGGGCUGCGCAGUGUGGAACGACGUUUUCGCUUAUCUGUAUUGGAGUGGAUCGCUAUCGCGCUAUCGUGCAGCCGAUGAAACCUAAGCUAACGAUUAAACAUGCGCUGAUCGGCUGCACUCUUGUUUGGGUGUGCGCCCUUGGGUACUCGUCGUUCAAACUGGCUGUGAACGGCGUAUUGACGUGGAACGAGACGCUGGUCCUAGAGCAUGGUAACGAAACAGUUGUUGAGUAUGUAACUGUGUAUCAAUGUCAUGUUAUAUACGAUGAAAUUGAUUACUGGUUUAGAUUGGCCGAUUUGAUCGUGAUGUAUGUCUUACCUCUUUUUAUAUUAACAGUUCUGUAUUCGAUAAUGGUGUUUUCUUUGUGGUUCAGUAAGUCACCUUCAAAUUCCGGCACCCGCAGGAAAAAGAGAGCCGUAAAAAUGCUAAGUUUUGUAGUUUUACAAUUUGCACUAACCUGGUUGCCGAAUCAUGUUUUGCAAUUCUAUUUUAGCUGGGCAGAAACAUUCCCUAAAAGUGAGUUCCUCUUCUCCUCGGCACCGGCCAAUUUAGCUAUUUUCGUCUUUCUCUGCAAUAGUUGGAUAAACCCUAUACUGUAUGCUUAUUUCAAUGAAAAUUUUCGCAAAGAGUUCAGGAAAUUAUUCCCGUGUUUCUACAAGUGUCGCAAGAAUUCAAUUGAACCUGAAGAUACGGCGACUACCAUGGACGAUUCUGCUAACCUGCCAAGAACAGGGAACCGCGGCAAGGUGCAGGUAUCCACAAUAGGGAAUCGAUAA